Messenger RNA from Porites evermanni, 13197 nucleotides. The record is from the annotation of a GenBank genome assembly. Lineage: Eukaryota; Metazoa; Cnidaria; Anthozoa; Scleractinia; Poritidae.
GCUCUACCUUCGUUGAACCAAUCAAGUGCAUCAUUGCAUUUUUCUCGGUACUAUGCAAAUUUUGAAUGCAUCAGAAAAUCCCGCGCGAUCGAUAACUGGGUGGAAAACUUGAUUGAUCGCCUUCAACUGGACCAUUUGAGGAUCACAUGCGGUCAACGAAGAUAUUCGCAUGAAAUUGGGUUUCUUGCUGUAGGCUGUACCCAUCAGGAUGUCGGAAGAGGAGAGAGAGAUCCCAGCACUUGGUAACGACCGAGACACGAAAGCUCAACAAAAUGAUAAUUCAGAGACUGCAAAUGGCGAUCAACCGUCAACAAGGGAGGCCAAAAAAUUCUCUGUCAACCAAGUGAAAUUUGAUGAGACAUUAACUGAUCCUUUGGAUAAGGAAAAUGACACCGAACCACGGAAAGCACCAGAUGCAAAUGGGCCAAAAAGCCCAACGACUCCUGAACAGUUCACGUACGGGUACCGAACCAAUGAGGCCAUUCCUAUGACCAUUUUCUAUCGAAGUCAGCACUCGCAAGGCCAUGCCGGAAAGCAACGACCCACUCUCCAAGAGCUUCGUAAAGGGUUAGAGAAUGACAAGGUAGGUAAGACAUGCAUGUUCAGCUUCUAAUGUUUGCAGUAUAUGAACCUGUUAUGUUAGGACAUAAUGUGCGAAUAGGGACAUUUAAUUGUACUAUUACCUUUGCUUUCAUUUUUACCUCGGAAAACAACCGGCGAAGCCGGUUUUGCCGAGUUAUCGUUAUGUAUAUGGCAAGAAACUUCUCCGGAGCGGGGGGGGAGGGGGGUGGGAUGAUUUGAAGGAAGUUUGAUUGGGGCUGUGCUGCUGAAACCCUAUUCGAGACACUAAAUGGUGAAAUUGAAUACUUUUUUAAGAGUAAAGACUGAGGAUCCUAUAAACCUACACCAUGCAGAGCGGCUCAUACCCAGUGGAAGUUUCCCUCCCUGAGCAUGUUGUCCAUCUUUUAACUCCCAAGGGAACCAUUUUCCAUAUAUGGAGGCAAAGAAACAAUGUAUUUAAUAAUGACGACAUAUCAUCAAGACAUCAUGACUACUUUCAGUUGGGUGCAUGAUAAAUCUACUAUAUUUACCUAUUUUUCAGAGCAGUUUUCCAAAAUAUACCCAAGCUUACAUGUCCUUGUCAACCGAAGUUUUCAUGCUAAAGAACAAUAAUAUUUCAUUAUAUUACAGUAUUGUUUUAAGAAAUGCUUAUUUAUUAGUGAUUCUGAUAUAAAUCACAUCAAGGUUGAAAAUAAAUCACAGCUUUUAGCCUAAAUCUGAAGGCUUUUUUUGUCGAGGCUUAUUUUUUCCCGCCUGUCAAAUAAUGAAUGAGUACAUCCUGUCAAUAGUCAAGAACGUGAUACACAGCUCAGGAAACAAUAUCAACAUAAUUCAUAACAACAUUUUCAUAGAACUGAUAUUUGGGAAGUCAAUAUUAUUGGUAUCAUGAAUCUUCAUUUUGAUUAAUGUGUUUCAUUGCAACAAUUCCCUUUCAAACAAAGCAUUGUGAAUGGCUCUCUUUUUAGGUGUUUGCUCAAGCAUAAAAUAUGGACUUUAAUUUGUCUGGACAAACCAUCGCGCUUCUUCACUCAUAGACAAACUGUCGCACUUUGUCACUCACAAACCAGUGCAGAGCACAAACAUUGGAAAUCCAUUCUGUCAAUCAAUCUGAUUACAAAACCUACUUUAAUUUGAAUGAGUAAAAAGGCUUCACAAACUGCACCAGGGCUGUCAUUAAGUUUUGAAGCAGGCAUAGCAUGAAAGAUUUCAGCUAGAGUACCUUAAAAAUGUGGCCAACAGCUAUGUAACAAAAGGCCCAAAGAGCCUGUGUGUCUAGGGGCAUGCCCCCCAGAAAAUUUUUAAAAUUAGACUCUCGGAAAUGCAUUUUCCUUCACUCUGGGGCAGGCUGCUCUAUCAGCUCCUCCAUUUUUUUCUGUCCAUUGAGACUUGGAAAAAAAAAGCUGUUGAUUCCAGGUUGACUUGGUGUGGGAUCCUUUCUUUUAUUCAUGGCGAAACCAUAGAAUAAAGAUUUAAACUAUCCACGUGAAAUUGGUCAUGCAACACUGUACUGCAAAAGUUGGUCAGCAGAAUCUAAUUUAAAGCAAGCCUGUUUUCCUCCAUGGUGACACCAUCAAUCUUCUGGAGGUGGAUGCGGUUAUAAAUGUGUACCAUGCAUGUUCCUACCGAAUUCAGGCAAGAAGUGGCUGUGAGCCACAGUAGAAAUAAUGGCGGAGAAAAGUGUUAUUAAAAUAAAUGCCUAUUAAAAAUGAGCAAUUCAAACAUUUCAUCUCAAUUUUCUCUCCUCAGCCCCAGACUAACCUUUUAGCUGCUUGCAUCGUUCUCCCCACCCCAGUCAUUUAUCAUGUUGUUUCAUGAUGCUAGAUUCCCAAGAAUCUAAUGCCAAACUACUUUGCAAGUGCAACAGGAGCCUAUAAGUCGGUUACCUGUCAAAAUUUGUGUCUUAUUACGUUGUUCUUGUUGUGGUUGGAUACUGGGCCCCUUGGCUGGAUACAAAAAUAUUAAUUUUAUGAUGGAUACAAUGACAAAAAAAUUGAACCUUUUUUGUCAUAUUACAGACUAAAUAGAUUGUCUAUGCAGGGUUUCUGAUAUUUCGCAGGAAAAAAAGCAAGAUUUCGCGGGAUUUUCAGGGGCAAAUUCGCGGAACAAUCAGCCAAUUUCGCGGGAUUUUAGCAGAAAAAAGUCAAUUUUCGAAGGAUUUUCAGGGGGAAAUUCUUAGAAAAAAUUGGCCGAUUUCACGUGAAAUUUCGGGGGAAAAACUUCGCCAAGAAACAAUCAGUAAAAAACAGCCAUGUAUUUGGAAAUAUUUCUGGUGGAUUUCGCGGUAUUUCGUGUUUUUUUGGGAAUUUUGCGGGAUUUCGCGGAAAUACCUGAAUUUCGCGGGUCCGCGACUGCGCGAAAUAUCAGAAGCCCUGUCUAUGGGCCAAAUUUCGGAUCUCUUGCAACCAAGGAAGGAAGAUUGUAACAGUUUUAAACUGAAUUGGCCUGAUACUGUGCAACAUGCUGUAUAGCUAGAAGAGUUUUAGUGGCAUUAGAUGGUCUUUUUAUUAAACAGGUCUCAAUUCUUAGUUUUAAGAGGCAACAACACCAUCAAUUCUAAUAUAAAAGUGUAGAAGAUUAUCCGGAUGUGUAAAAUGUUUGUUCGAGUGAAAACUCACUUUGACUAAUUUAAAUUACGAAUAGGGGACUCACCUGAGACGGCUGGGUCAACUGAAAGUGUUAAACCUUUCUUUUAAUUUUUAUGGGCUUUCCUGAGACUUUUGGUGGUACAAGAACGCAACUUAAAUAUGAGACAGUGCCAAGAGAGUCACUUGAUUGAAUUUUAUGUUAUGUUUCCCUUAGAGUCUAGGAAAUUUCCUGUUUCACUCCCUCUCUUCGUUCUGCACGAAGAAGAGCUGUUUCGUAUUUUGACUGGAUGCUGUUUUGGAAUGAAGCAAUGGUGAAAUUGACUGGGGCAGGGGAUGGGAAAAAUAAUAUUGUCAUCUGGUGCUUAGCCUAAAAAUUUAUAUUCUAUUUUGUUUAGGCAGUAAAGUAGCCUGAAUUUCAGCCAUCUCCUUGAGUCAAACACUGCCAAGGAAGGCAUCUGGCACUUCCACAAUGUGAAAAAAAAAUCCUGCAUAAAAUUUAUGUUGCCAUGUCAAAUGGGGCACAAAAAAUAGACCCAAGGAUAAGUACUAUUUUUUUGAAAUAAAGUAUUCAAAAACAUCACUGAUGUAACAACACUGAUUUGACGGCUGCUCCAUAAACUUACUUUGAACUUUUAUAGCCUCUUACUGCCUCAAUUGCUGGUAUUCUGAAGUAAUUUGAGCUCAGGCUUUUUCAGUUGCCUAGAAUGUUCCAAAAUGGCAGCAAAGUGUCAAUAAACGUUCAUUUUCUCAUGGAACAUUCUGUGCCAAUAAGGAAGUUCAAAUACCUUUUGAGGGACCCCCUUUCUUAGUCCCCCAUUCUUGAAGAAGGGCCCCCUAAAAUUACAGAAGGGGCCCAUUUGACCCUCAUUGGCCAAUUUCUAGAAUAAUGUAUAAUUUUUGAGGGUCUGUGUUGAUAUUCAGCAGAUUGCAAGCUUGCAUUGAGUCCAAAAUUGCAACUAUCUUUGUCCUGAACAGCAAAUGAGCCCUUGUCUUAAUAAACUGAAACUUUGACUUGUUAAUGUGAACUAAAAAUAAAUAAUUAAUGUGGAGAGUCAGUAUAGGUUUUCAUUUAGAGCCGCUUUGUGGUUUUGGCAGUGAUUUCGCUUAAAGCAUUAAAGCAUUGAUCAGUGACUGAUUUUUGUGAGAACUUCUUGUCAUUUCCAGUGACAGUCAAGUGUAAUGAUUAGUUUUUCUUUCUUUGCUUGCUUGCUUUCUUCUUUGUUAAGAACCAAAUAGCUUCUUUUAAAUUAAAGGAAAUUGAAGGAAGUGUCCCAGGUGUAUGCCAUUCUUGUGAGGUCAUGAUCGAGCUUGAUUAUUGAAUUCUGGUGCUAUACGUCAAGCGAAAGAUCCGUUCAGAAUACUGCUUGCAGUUGAUAAUUUUAGUUUUUGACAUGAAUUGUGACUUGAGAGUAAAACACUUCAUCUGUACCAUGUAGACCUUUCCAGAUGACACUUCUUUGUUUGCCAGUUAAAAAUAAACAUUGAUUAAGGCAAAGGCAUUAUUUUUGUGGCUCUGUGAUUCAAGUGUCAUUUUGGAGUGUGUGACCCAAGAGGAUGACUAAAUUGAGGCUAGUAGUAAAGCCUAAUGGGACAGUUUUGUCAUUAUUGAAGAAUGCCUUUGUUGAGAAAAUUAUAUCAAAGUGAAUUUUUCUCUUUCUUGUGCUUGUAGGGUGAUCUUUCCAAGGAACCCAUACUGGAUGAAAGCAAGCUAGAAGAAGGUGACCAAUUGCAAAUUAGGACAAGGGGUGCGUCAAAUGCUGCACCCAAGUUUGGUUGGAUCAAAGGUGUGCUAUUUGGCUGCCUCCUAAACAUAUGGGGUGUUAUGCUGUACUUGAGGCUGUCCUGGGUGGUUGGUCAUGCUGGAAUGGGCUUAGCUACAGUUAUCAUUCUUUUAUCUACUGUGGUGACUACUUUGACAACAUUAUCUAUGUCUGCAGUUUGUACCAAUGGGGAAGUGAAAGGAGGUAAAAAAUUAUUUGAUAUUACCCUGAAGUUGAUGUAAUAAAAGUCUUGGAAAGUUGUACAGUAGCACAAAAUAAUGACUUUAUAUAGCAUGAAAAUGGUGAAGACAUAGUCAUCAUAAGAUUUUGGCAAACUGAUACCAUAAAUCCUCUAUUAAGCCCACAGGGGACUUACUAUUUUCAAGCCCAUUUGAGGGGGUGCUUAAUAGAGACAGGGGGCUUAUUUGAGAGGGGGGUGGGUUAUUUAAUAUUAUUUAGAAAUGACGAUGGUAUCAGUUUUCCAAAAAGAACAAGAAUACAAAGUGGAUAAGCUUAAGAACAAGAAGUUUUAGGUCAUGCAGCCAAGGAUGAGAAUCAAAUCCAAACUUCUAGUUAGUAAAUAAACCAUUCCACAUCAGUCCACACGAAGUUUUACAGUCGUAAUUAAUUUAUACAGUCUAUAAUUUAUUUUAUUAGUGAGGAAUAAUUAGGGGAGGGGAAGGGGGGUUUAUUAACUUUCUUCACCUAAAAGGUGGAGGGGGGGGGCUAAAUAGAGGAUUUACGGUAUUUCUUUUUUAAUUCUUGAUAUCUUUAGGUGGUGCAUACUAUCUAAUAUCCCGCAGUCUUGGUCCAGAGUUUGGUGGCUCCAUUGGUGUCAUUUUUUCAAUUGCUAGUGCUGUGGCAACAGCGAUGUAUGUAGUUGGCUUUGCAGAAACAGUACGGGAUAUCCUCCGUGAUAGCGAUGCUCUUAUGGUGGAUGAGUCUAAUGACAUUCGAAUUGUUGGUCUCAUUACCAUUGUCAUUCUCCUUGGGGUUACCAUGGUAGGCCUUCAGUGGGUGGUGCGAACACAGAUAUUCCUCUUGAUUGUUUUAGUUAUUUCAAUUCUAAAUGUCAUGAUCGGAACUUUCAUUGGACCACAGUCAGAGGAAAGCAGGGCAAAAGGCUUUGUUGGCUACAAAAAGGAUCUCUUUGAUACCAACUUUAGUCCUGGUUUUAAAGGUGAAAGCUUUUUUUCUGUGUUUGCAGUUUUCUUUCCUGCUGCAACAGGGAUUUUAGCUGGGGUUAACAUCUCUGGUGAUCUAAAAAAUGUACACAAAGCUGUUCCAAAAGGAACACUGCUGGCAAUCCUGAUAAGCACAGUGGUUUACAUAAUGCUUGGCUGGUUGGUGGGUUCGUGUGUUGAAAGAGAGGCACUUGGUAUAGUAAUCUCAAAUCAGAGUGCAAACCAAACCAUGGCAGCUGGCUCCUGUGCAGUGCAGGAAUGUAGAUAUGGCCUCCUGAAUGAUUUCCAGGUAUGUUGCUCUCCCGUGGAAUGCUUACAUUUUAAACAUUUUGCCAACAGCUAGUUAUGGAAAUAAAUCACAACUUUUCAGUCAAUGAUAAAAUUCUGACAAAUGUGUUACCUUAGCUUGUGUUUGAUAUUGAUCAAGAGAUUUAAUAGAAUAGCUUUCAAUGUGUAACAAGUUGCAAACAUGGAGCAUUCUGAAUUUUAAAGUUAUCAGACAAGUGUUUGGGAUCUGACUCCUAAAGCACAACCUGGAGUUCUACUGUUCCGUUAAUUUUUACUUAUCUUUUAGGUAAUGGAGGCAGUGUCUGGAUGGGGUCCCAUUGUGACAGCAGGCAUUUUUGCAUCCACCUUAUCAUCAGCACUUGCAAGUCUUGUAGGUGCACCCAAAGCAUUUCAAGCUGUGUGUAAGGACCACCUCUUUCCUUACAUUUCAUUCUUCGGUGUUGGGUAUGGUCCAGGUAAUGAGCCACGUCGCGGCUACAUUCUGGCUUUUGUCAUAGCUGCAGCCUUCAUCGCAAUUGGUGACCUUAAUGUUAUAGCACCAAUCAUCUCCAAUUUCUUCCUUAUUGUAUAUGCCCUCAUCAAUUAUGCAGUGUUUGCAGCUUCUCUGGGUCAUUCCCCAGGGUGGCGUCCAGCCUUCAAAUACUAUAACAUGUGGUUGUCCUUAUUGGGUGCCCUGUUAUGCAUAGCCAUGAUGUUUCUGAUCAACUGGUGGGCUGCCUUGUUGACAAUUUUUAUUGUCAUGAUUUUGUACAAGUAUGUUGACAUCACUAAGCCAAAGGUAAGUAUCAAAAUUAAUGCAGCUAAAUAUUUUAAAAAACCAGGGUUGGAUAUUUGACUCUUUUAACCCUCUAGUAGUGUGGGAAUCAAAAAACACUUAUCCACACAUAGAGGUGUUUACUGACUAUAACCACGCCUAUUUUCAUGAAGCCUUUGGGAAAACAGUGGCCUUUUUUACUUGGUUUUUCCUGGUAAGGGUCAUCUCAACCUGUCAAUAGACCUUUUUGGGUUGUAUAUUUUGUUUUUCCAUUUGAGACCAUGUGAUAGUAACCCAGAGAACUGUCAUCCAAUACUCGUGCAUCCACAUGCACAUGUCUGCUUAGUUUAUAAAAAGACACAUUUCCUGGAGAACAUCAGGUGGUCUGAAUUGGGGAAACAAAACAUACAGGCUGAAGAGGUCUAUUGGUUUUGAUCUGGCUUAGUAAAGUGACCAAAGAUUUUUAAGGUUGUUAGCUCUAUUUUAUUUUCUGUUUGGGUAACUUAAUAAAAUGUAGUAAUAUUAGCGUGCUGCAUGUCCUGUUUUGGUUAAUCGUCUGGCCUCCUUUGAAUAAUCACCUCCUCCAUUGGUGGACCACAAUAUAUGUCUUCCACAGGCAUUNCUGGUAAGGGUCAUCUCAACCUGUCAAUAGACCUUUUUGGGUUGUAUAUUUUGUUUUUCCAUUUCAGACCAUGUGAUAGUAACCCAGAGAACUGUCAUCCAAUACUCGUGCAUCCACAUGCACAUGUCUGCUUAGUUUAUAAAAAGACACAUUUCCUGGAGAACAUCAGGUGGUCUGAAUUGGGGAAACAAAACAUACAGGCUGAAGAGGUCUAUUGGUUUUGAUCUGGCUUAGUAAAGUGACCAAAGAUUUUUAAGGUUGUUAGCUCUAUUUUAUUUUCUGUUUGGGUAACUUAAUAAAAUGUAGUAAUAUUAGCGUGCUGCAUGUCCUGUUUUGGUUAAUCGUCUGGCCUCCUUUGAAUAAUCACCUCCUCCAUUGGUGGACCACAAUAUAUGUCUUCCACAGGCAUUGUCAAAGCUGCUCAUGCUGACCCAUUCGCAGGAACCUGGUAUAGGAUGCUGAGGUGGACAUCAGUCGAGGCUGACUCACUGCUUGAAAAACACUUUGAAAUUUUAUCAAAGAAAGCAAAUUGAUAUUAUUUUCAAAAGCCUGUUUUUCGUUGGUAAAAGUCCCUAGGUUUAUCACCAUCGAUUCCUGGAAUUAUCUCCCCCUUUUGGUGUGUAAAUAGAAGUCACCACCCCUGGCUAUUGUAUAAGAAAAUACGAUAGAUAAUAAAGGAACCUGUAGUAGUACCUAGAAAUUAUUAAGAUGGAUAAUAAUUUGAACAUGAUAUAUUGUGUCACUGAGUUGAGUUGAAGGUACAUUCCUUCAGUUACGCUAUGUUCCUUUUACUUAAAGAAUGAAGGCUUUUGAAAGGUGGAGUCUAGUAAGGGUUUCCUUAGAAAUGUCCACUUCUGAAUGUGCUGGCAGUGGCUCUGUUCUUACGGAAACUACCAACUCAAGGAUAACAGAGUGCCCACCGGCCCAGCACCAAUGUACAAAAUGUAGGAUACAGUCAUAACACUGCUCAUCCCAUCGUACUUGGUGUUUUCUCUAUUUAUUAACUUUUUUGCUCCAUUUACUUCAGGUAAACUGGGGUUCCUCGUCCCAGGCUUUCACCUUCAUCCAAGCACUCCGCUACACCCGUCGCCUUGACGGGAUAGACGAUCACGUGAAGAAUUUCCGCCCACACUGCCUGGUUUUAACAGGUCCUCCACAGGAUAGACCAAAUCUGACUCACCUUGCGUCGCAAAUUACCAAAAAUGUCAGUCUCAUGGUCUAUGGAAAUGUGAUAAUUCAAAAAGAGUUUGGGUCUCUACCUUCAAACACUGCUGAUACCCUCUGGAUCAGGGAAAACAAGAUAAAAGCUUUCCAAGCUGUGACAACAGGUAUGAAUGUUUAUAUCUUCUUUCCCCUUAUAAGAUGGUACGAAAUGUAUAAACAUUUUGCAUAAACUGGUCUUAUUGCGCUUUCACCAUUCUCCAGGAAGCAAGCUGUGAACAAAUCGCUUAAAGUCGUACUUCAAGAUACCUGCCUGUUAAUUGGCCUUUUCUAAGUUCGACCAACGUAAAGUUGUUAGCACUAACUGUCUUUGGAUUGGCACUUUUAUUGCCCCCGCGGGGAUUUCGCCCAGAAGGCGAAAUCGGCCGAGGAGGCACUCUAGUAACUCGCGCGUAUAUUAAGGAAAGUACUUACAGUUGAAAUAUACAGUCAUACAGUCAAUAUAGAAAAAAUCUCGAUUUGCUUGAACGGGAGCCGCGAGGAAUCGGUAGGUAAUGAUGACGUUUCUAUUGUUUGCGCCCGCAAGUACGAAAUGGUUAGGACGACGUAAAACACAAAACAUACCGAAACAACAGCCUAGAAUAGGUAGAUUUUGUGACAUUAAUUGUGCAGUCACACUUCGAUACUCUUUUGCGUUACGCGUUAUCAGUGACAUUCUGCGGAGCAGUUGUUAUGAAAGUUAUGGACCAAAAGACACUCGUUAAGCGCAGAUGAAGUUAUAAUUUGCGUAGAACAGUGUAUGUUUUAACUCUAAGUGAGUUUGCUAGACACGAGUUCACAAAUCUUUGAUUAGAAACCUUGCCAGACACUCUUUCUCUUUCUUUGACCGGAAUAAGACUUGGCCCAAAACAAGCAAGAUGAGUGAAUGAUUCAACGGCUAGCUUAUCACUAGCAGAACGAUGGACUAUUACAGAAACCGCCGACAGGCAAAUUCUGUGCUGACUUAUUCCCUGCUCACAGAUGUCCUUCCGCUAUAAAGUUUAAAAUAAGACUAGAAUGCUCGACCGUGAAUUGAUCAAACGUCCUUUUAAUUUCUAAGGCUUACUUUCCGGCAAAUAAAAUGAACUAAAUGUAAAAAGUGAAAUAGAAAUAGCGAAAAAUGAAACUUCUAAUUAAAUCUUUUCUUAUGGUUUAGAAUAAACUAUUCUCGAAACUGAGAAUGUUUUGAUCAAAGCUGUGUAAAUCGAACCCAAACUGUGCAUGAAACCUUGCGUUUAUUUCCUGUGUUUAUCUCACCUAUUGUAUGGAAUAUGUGUGAACAUCUUCAUUAUGAAUCGGCAAAUUUCAAAGAGCUACACAACGAGCAAGAAUACUAUUAACUGACAAUAGACAGAGCGGGGGCAGCUGUAGUGUCAACUAUUACUAGUUGUUAUCUCUCAUUUUCACAAUGCGAAGAGCUUUUGAAUGCAGAAUCUCAGCAUAUUAACAUCGACUUAACCAUAAACUUGCAAUGAUCGGCACGUUCGCCUUAUACAAGAAAAGACUUUAAUAGUAAAACCAUUACAGAGUUCCUUACACAGGAAAGUCAAAUGUAAACGAAACAUGAUUAUAUUUUCUUAUAGAUUUUUCUGCUUGACGUCUGUUUUCCCUUUUUCUUCCUUACUAGCCCCCAAUCUCCGUAUGGGCGUGCAGUCCAUGAUGCAUCUUGCGGGUCUGGGAAAGAUGCGUCCAAACACAGUGGUCAUGGGCUUCAAGAAUAACUGGACAAAUAAGAAAUACCUAAAUGAAGUAGUAGAUUACCUUGGAGUCAUAAAUGACAUCUUCGAACUUGGUUAUGGUUUGGUCAUACUUCGCAUGAACGAGGAAUUCAUCCUGGGGAAAGCUGACGUUGAAAGUGAUGACGAUGACGAGACUCCUACCGACUCUGUAGUAGACGAAGAUGAAUAUUCUAGGCCCACACGACGCUCCACGCCAUCAAAGGACAGCACGAGGGAAGAGAAAAAAAGUCUCACUAGCCCAGACCGAGCGUCUCCGGAACUCUCCAACGAUGAUGCGGUACCGCAGGUUGUUAAAAUUGCAUUAAAGGAGAAGCAGACGGGAACUGUGGACGUGUGGUGGCUCUAUGAUGAUGGUGGGUUAACUGUUAUGAUCCCUUAUCUGCUCGCCCUUCACCGCGCUUGGAAAGCCUGCAAACUUCGGUUCUUCUCGGCUGACAUCCGCUCCAAACACGAGCUGAACCCUCAAGGAUUGCGUAUGGCUAACCUACUGAAAAAAUUCCGCAUAGAUGCCAGCUGCGUGGAAGAGGUAGAAGGAGUCAACAAGAGACCUUCCAAAGAGAGUAUUGAUGCUUUCAGGCGCCUUCCAGUAAAAGAUGAACUCGGAGACGCACCAAUUGAGGAUCAGAAGAUCCUUAGGACGAUUCGCAUUGGGGAGCUAGUGAGACAGAACUGUACACAGGACACCAGACUUGUUGUCAUCUCCAUCCCAGUCCCUGUCACGGACGUCACCACCCCCUUGAUGUACAUGAGCUGGCUUGAGGUGCUAUCCGCUGACCUGCCGCCGGUGCUGCUAGUGCGCGGCAACCAGACCAAUGUGUUGACAUUUUAUUCAUAGUAACUUCAUAUUAAGUGUCAGUCAUUAUCCAUUUCGUACGAUCAUAAAUACCGUAUUACGUCGGAAAUGCGCUCUCACAACUUAGCUCAUACUUGCAAAGAAACGCCUUCUCUUCUCUUGACUGCGAUACUUAAGUUUCGUAGGUUUAACUUCAAAACUUAAUCGGUAACUCCACAACACUAAUAGAAUAACGGUAUUUUAAUUUCGGGAUUGGUGUCUUCUGCUUUUUGAAGCAUUUUGACUGCAAUUGCUAUGAAUCGCAACAAUUAAUCCUAGAUCGAAAAGCAGACUGGACCAAUAUGGAUGAUGAAUUCCUUCAAAAUACAAAACAUCAACACGGCUUAAAAUGUGCCACAAGGUACUGUAUAUUGUUAUCGGAUUUUUAGUGGAGAUCUUUAUAAUUUUAGUUUUAAACAAAAGGGGGGAUAAGAGUAAUUUCUGGAGGCAACAAUGAGGGAUGUCAAUUCUUUUGUUGAUACUUGUAAGGUUAAGCUUUUGUAACAUUAUUGAUAUACCACUUCUCAAGUGAAGUUUGUUACUUCAAGGUUCAGUAAAGAACGCUUUUAUUCUUAAUUGCUAAAAAUCAAUGUUCCUUACUUUGGAAAGAAGCCAGCUCUAUUCACACCAUAAUUACCCCCUUUACCCUUAUACGGCUCCCUUAAAUAACAUUGCAGAUUGUCUUCAAUCUCAUAACAUUGAUCAUCCUAAUCAUCAUUGUCAUCUUUAACAUUUUCGUCAGGCAUCAGGAGAAUCAACCCACCUUUCUCACUUUUCAAAACUUAAAAAUCACUUUUAGCAUAUGUCAGUUCAACUUGACCGAAAAUACAUGUUAUGGUUCCAUUUCAUCCUUGGUUUAAAUUUUAUUUUCCUUUGUUUCAAUUAUUCAUAGUCUUUAUCUUUCUCUGUGCUGUAGCUGGUACAGUUUUGCCUUUCAUUACUGAAAACAGUCAAUUAACUCCCCUUUUAGAGAGAUUUGUAUUUAAUUGAACGUUUAGUAUCCAUAAAUUGUGCUCAACUGAUUAACUGAAUGGCCAUUCAGUGUCUUAGAGUACCUGUUGUAUAGCGUAUCAUCCGACUUUUUCCAGUUGGACUUUUUUCUGGGCAGGUUGUCUGGGUCUUUCCACUUGGGCACUUGUUCCUUUGUUGGUCUGUAUCCCAAAUGUAAACUUGAUAUGGUAGUACAGUACUUGAUAUGAUUCGCGUCAUUUCCGGCAGUGUGCAAAGAAACUCACUUUUACAGCUUGCCCGAAGGGCACAUACUAGCCCAAAAGUCAUUUCGACUAACCCGAAAAAAUAUUUUCGAUGAGCAAGGUUGAUUACAGUUCUUCUGUCAUUUGAAUUCCCAAAAGAUACUUCACUUUCCCCUAGGGCAUGCCAAGAACAGAAUUCACUAGCCGGAUAGCAAAAUGCAAUAGCCCUGGGCUAUCGGACUCUACUGUCUGCAAACUGUAUUUUACUCCUUACUGGCACCACAGGUGGACCAUCCGAACUGUUCGAGGGAUCAUGAUGUCACGCGCGGCAUUUGAUCCCAUACUGUAUUUCGUAACGCCCGCACUCGGCCUGAUUCAAGUAAUCGUUAGAAAUGCUUCAUAAAACACAGUAUCUUGCACCUUUUGAUUUCCAAAUAUUGAUAUAAUGUAAGAAAAAUGAAUAAAGAUAACUCACCGUA